AUGCUGGUGACUUACCUCGUGGUGCUGACUGGAACGCCUGCCCUUAGAAUCGAGUUAUUGUGCAACGCGAAUCAAAACAGCGAAGAACUCACAAGUCAUGAUGUUUUAAACGAGGUGGAUGUUGGUGAUAGCGAUUCCUUAGCAGGGCACAUCAAGGCUCCCCUUGAGCUAGUAGAGAACAAUGAAACAGGGGAGGUAGAGUCCGUUGCCAGGCUUAAAGAACGAUUGAAACUUGCAGAAGUAGGCUGCGAAAGGCUUGGAGAAAUGUACCGAACAUACAGGCUUCGUUGGUUAGAAGAGAUGUAUCGGACAAAGGUACUGGAAAAAUACGCACCACAUGGAAUCGAUACCUGCUCUCCACAUCAGAUCCCAUGGGACGCUCCCUCUCCCGUUCAAAGCGAAGACGAAGGCGAAGUUGAGUAA
Messenger RNA from Suillus fuscotomentosus, 423 nucleotides. RefSeq lists its product as uncharacterized. The record is from RefSeq and is a predicted model, not a curated record. The coding region runs from base 1 to 423 and encodes 140 amino acids. Lineage: Eukaryota; Fungi; Basidiomycota; Agaricomycetes; Boletales; Suillaceae. The transcript is spliced from 3 exons.